AUGGGACGUUCCCGUCUCCUUGUCAAGAGUCGUUUUGUACGGCAUGGUCUUCCGUUCAUCACUUUAAUCGUGGGUGGUUCCUUUUUACUUAAAGAAUACGCAACUUUGAGGUAUCAGUUUAGGAAAUCGGAAAUCACAUCUGCUAAGGAAAUCGCCGAAAAAACAGGAAUUGAAGCUAAAGAGGAACCAGUAACACUUGAGAAAAUCUACGACGAAAUGAAAAAGGAGGAUCUUGAUACUUGGGAGAACAUUCGAGGGCCUCGACCUUGGGAAGAUUCGAAAACAGUACAAGAUCUACAAAGGGGAAAGGCCAGUUCUUGA
Molecule: messenger RNA, 321 nt
Organism: Octopus sinensis (East Asian common octopus)
Lineage: Eukaryota; Metazoa; Mollusca; Cephalopoda; Octopoda; Octopodidae
Product: cytochrome c oxidase assembly protein COX16 homolog, mitochondrial
Exons: 1
Coding region: 1-321 (106 amino acids)
Biological process (GO): mitochondrial respiratory chain complex IV assembly
Cellular component (GO): mitochondrial inner membrane
Source: RefSeq, a predicted model, not a curated record